Cokeromyces recurvatus is the source of this 2576-nucleotide messenger RNA. RefSeq names its product ras guanine nucleotide exchange factor domain-containing protein. The coding region runs from base 321 to 2534 and encodes 737 amino acids. The record is from RefSeq and is a predicted model, not a curated record. Gene Ontology annotation, molecular function: guanyl-nucleotide exchange factor activity. The transcript has 11 exons. NCBI's taxonomy places the organism in Eukaryota, Fungi, Mucoromycota, Mucoromycetes, Mucorales, Mucoraceae. Gene Ontology annotation, cellular component: plasma membrane. Gene Ontology annotation, biological process: positive regulation of GTPase activity; Ras protein signal transduction.
AAAAAAAAAAAAAAAAAAAAAAAGUUUGCAUAUAUGAUAUGCACGUAAACUUUGUUUGCAAGACAAAAUAGCCUAUUUCUUCUUCUCCUUAUUUGUCAAGUUUUAUUAUCUAAUUAAAUGAUUAUAUAAAUGAAACAAAGCAGAUUCUAAAGCAAAUAAAAUGCAUUAUUUUAAACAGAAAUAAAAAUUUAGAUAUUUGUUUAUGGGAAACAUUAGAUUCAACUCUAGAUAUUUUAUUUAUUUUUAUACCCAAGUUAUUUAUUGACAAUGAAAAUAACGUAUCUCUUAUUUUGUUGGAAGAAGAUCAUUUCACAACAAUCAUGAAUGCAGCUACUUUAACAUGUUCUAUUAUCAAAAUUAUUCUUUCUAAAAUAUAUAAUGAUAACCAUGCACAUGGUUUAGAUACGUUUAUAUUUAUUCAACAUUUCAUGGAUACAAUUCAAAGAAUGAAAACUGAACAGUCCUCUUGCUUGACAAUAGAAGAAAAAAGAAAUGACAAGAUAUUGAUUAUGUCACAACUAAAUCAAAUGAUAAGGUCUUUAUUAUUUGUUUCAUUAGUCAUGUCAACAACCAGCACUUGUUAUCAUAAUAAGAAAAGUAGAUCGCGUCCUUUCCCUACUAAUAAAUUAUUGACAACACCUCCUUUAACACCUAAUUCAUUGGAUCAACCAGGAGACUAUGAUGACGACAGCAAUUUGAACCUAUUUUGUUAUACUACUAAUAAUGAUGAACAACACUUGAUAAGAAGAAGUGAAAAGAAUAAUACGGUUGGUAAAAGAUGGAUUCGUCAUCUUUCUAUUUUUAACAAUAAUGAAAAGGAUGACGAUAAAGAAAGAGGAGAAAUAGAAGAUUUAAAUAAUAUUAAUUGUAUACAAACAGUCCCUUUACAUGAGCUGGUCUCUAUUACAGACUCUGCUACUUCUUUUCAAAGGGGAAAGGAAGAAUUAAAUACAAGCAAGAAAUUGAAACAAGGGAAAAGAUAUUUAAAUUGGCUCAGGAUCAAUAAAAGGAUGAAAAGAUUACAAGAAAGCAUUUUGCAGCCAUUUACACUCUUAUUAGUAGAAGAACAGAAUAAGAAAAGACGAGAAUCAAUGAUGCUAUUUGAGGAUGAAUUACUUCGAUAUGUUGUUAAAGAAGAAAAGGAGGUUAAAGAAGGGUCUCGAAUUUAUAUAUCUGAAAAUGGAAAUCAUGUUUUAAUUAUGGAAAUUGUAUCCAAUUAUAAAUUACAAAUUGUGGCAGGCACAUUUGAAAAGUUAUUUCAAAGAUUAGCAGUUGAUGAUGAAAGACCUCAAGAUGUUGAUUACAUUGAUACCUUUAUCUUGUGUCAUCAUUUCUUUACCAAUCCUUGUGAAUUACUAGAAAACUUGAUGGAAAGAUUUUAUUUAGAAGCUACUUUAUUAUCCCCACCACAAUUUAAAAUACGGGAAAGAUGUAUUCAAGUCAAAAUUUUAAACGUCAUUCUAAGAUGGAUCAACUUACAAUUUCAAGAUUUUAUGAAUUAUCCAAUAUUAAUUUCUAGAUUAAAGGCCUUUUUAAUGGGUAAUGUAUUACGUGCUGGGUUCACGAUUGAAGCUGAUAUGAUUCAAAGAGAAUUCAAUCAACAAAAAUCAAAGUUAACUCAACCGUAUUUAUGUAAUAGUCAUAUUACGACUACAACAGGAAGAAAACCUUCUAUUACACCUAGCUUUCUAUCAUUUACUUCCUCUAUUCAAACUACUCCAUCACCUCCUGAAUCACCUACAUCAUCCACAGAGGCUUCUCCUCCUCCUCCUUCUUCUAUCUUGUUCACUUUAAACUCUAAAGAUAUUGCAAAAUAUCUAACACUCGCUGAUUUCUAUAUCUUUAAAUCGAUUACAGUUCAAGAUUAUUUAAAGUUAAGCAAAGUAAAAGAAGUGAAUUCGAUUAGUCUAAUGACAGAAAGAGCCAAUAAACUAACGCAAUGGAUUAUUUCAGAAAUUAGUCUAUAUACAAUAAAUAGUAAACGAAGAAGAAGCAUGAUACACAAGAUGAUUGAAAUAGCCAAGUAUUGUCUCCAUUGGAAUAAUUUUCAUACUUGUAUGAUCAUUACUAUGGGUUUAACUCAAUUAAAAGAAUUUAGAGAGGAGAUAACAAAGGAAGGUCAGGAUGAUCAUCAGCCGUCUAUUUCUACUCGUGAUAUGUUGGCUUAUAAACAACUAUUAAAAUAUUUGAAUGUAUGUCACAAUAUGAACUAUUAUCGAACAGCCUUGAAGAAAAUAGUAUCCUCUUCUAUCAAAAUACCCUGUAUACCUUUCUUUCCUAUCAUCCUUAAAGAUCUCACUUUUAUACUUGAAGGAAAUGAGACAAAGCGAAAAGAUGGCUUGAUUAACUUUACAAAGUUUCGAAUCCUCAUUCAAUUCAUUCAUACUGUACUAGGCUAUACUACUGAAAACUAUUCAUUUUCUACUGAAUUAAAUUAUUUUCCAUUCUUUAAACAAUGUAAAAUUGGACCUUCGUCUUCUACAUUAGAUCAACUUGCUUCUCUUUUAGAAGAUCAAAUAUAUCAAGAAUAUUAACAAAAGAAGUAAAAAUAAAAUAAAUAAAAAAUUACGUCACAG